AUGGUCGCGCCCGCUGUUCCUGAGUAUGUCGUUCCUGUUCCCCGUUUACGUGUUCCCCGGGUUGCGAUCCACGAGGAGGAGGAUAUUUAUGUUGCGGUUGAUGCGCGCACAGAAUCCCUGCAGAACUUGCGAGAACUAGGCCCUCCAGACCUGGUCUAUUUGGUUAAGCAACCAAAGGCCAAUUCGACUCGCCAGACCGGUGUUUAUCACCAUGUCACCGGAAUCGAUGCCUCCUCAUCCGCCAGCUUAGCCGCCUACGUCAACACCCUCACAUUCUCUCCCCUCGACAAGACACAUAAAGUGGUAUCGGGCAUCUACUGUUGCUACAAUGCUUUCUCUCAUCUCGAUAUGCGCGUUGAAGUCAAAAUCCCCGGAAGCUUGGAGAGCUAUUGCAUUGAUGAGCGGGGUGAUAAGCGAGUGGCCACUGAAGCUCUCUGGCUUGAGACGUUCCUUUGCGCCGUAUUGAGGGCUUAUCUUUAUGCGGACGAUGGAAGCGGAGAUUCCGUCAAAAGGAUCGUUGGGGUUAGACGAUUCAAUCCUGUGACAAAUACAGAAAUGGAGCACAAGUUUUUGGAUGCUGCCGAGAAGCUAUUCUUUUUAGGACGUCAACUCAGCUCCGAUCCCGAAACUCAAGUCCCCAACACUGUGAGCAACCACCUCACAUCGGGCAUCCUAAAAUAUAUCCACACCACCGGGCGCUACACAUCUGGAAUCAAUCUGUUCGAGAAGCUCCGUACAAGGGAUGUGGAAGUCUCGUCCCUUCUGGCUCGUGUACAAAUUAUGGCAGAUGAGGAGGUGCAAGCAGUACGCCUCAUGUAUGACGCUUUACAAGAUGUUCCGAUGGACUAUGCUCUACUCGAUUGUCAGGCUAGCUUUUGUCAGAGCAAGGGCGAAAGCGAGAUGGCACUUGAGUGCGCUAAGCGAGCAGUUACUGCUGCUCCUAGCGAAUUCAGUACAUGGGCCCGCCUGGCAGAGGUAUAUGUCGGUAUGGAACGCUGGGACUUGGCGCUCCUGACUCUCAACUCUUGCCCUAUGUUCACCUAUCAAGAUAAAGAUACCCCUCGCAUGCCACAACCAUCACGCAUUAUGCUCCCCAUCCUUUCUGAAAGCAUUCUUGAUGAGAUCGACGAAGGCCAGCCAAAGCAGGGAGAUCCUCACGAUUAUGUUCACCCUUCGCUUCGAAAAAUUCAUGCUGCUAGUUACCAAGGCACCUUUUUGAAGGCCUAUAAUCUUCUGACAAAAAUUGCUGCUGCCAUUGGAUGGGAUCAACUCCUCAAGGCUCGCAGCGAAGUUUUUGUGAUGGAAGAAGAAUACCGUGUUGAGCGGCAGCAUGUUCCUAAGCCCGCACAUUCUAUGAGAGCGGAAACCAACGGAGCAAGCCCCGACAGCGAGGAAGACUCUGAGUCUGUGGCUGGCCCUGAAUCCACCGAGCCGUCUUCAGAAGAAACCCCCAAUGGCGAUAUCGGAGACAGCCAUGCCCAGAGCCCCCUCGAGCGACCAGAGCAAACGGUUGCCUCUGAGGUUGUCAAGUCUGGCAAUGAAGUUCCUGAUCCCUCUCACGCAUCUUACACGCAGUUCCGUAACAAGCGACUUUGUGAAAGAUGGCUAGAUAACUUGUUUAUGGUGUUGUAUGAGGACCUUCGCAUUUACACCAUCUGGCGGACCGAGAUGGCUCAGUUCCGCCAACAAGCUAUGGAAUACAAAAAGUCCGCCACCGAGUGGGAGAUUCUUGGUGAACUCGCGGAGCGUUUGCACCAUUUCGAUGAGAGCAUUGAGGCCUAUCAGAGCUGUCUAGCCACUCGCUUCUCGCCCAAGGCUAUGCGUGGGGUCUUGAAGUUAUACGAACAGCGAAACGAUACCAGAGGCAUGCUCGGCGCGUUGAUCCGUCUGAUCGCCUGGCAAUAUCGCUGGUAUUCCGAGUUCUCCCCGGAGCUCUUGUUCUUAGUUCGUAAAUUGAUCGAGGAUGAAGGUGCUGUCAAGGUUCGCAGCAUUGUUCAAGCUACAAACUUGCCCCAGCCCGUUCUCGAUCUCACGCACCAAUACUGCCAACUAUGUGCCACUUUCCGCAGCAGCGGCAGCGAUACUUGA
This is a messenger RNA of Penicillium paradoxum, 2088 nucleotides long. RefSeq names its product ChAPs family protein. NCBI's taxonomy places the organism in Eukaryota, Fungi, Ascomycota, Eurotiomycetes, Eurotiales, Aspergillaceae. Gene Ontology annotation, molecular function: protein binding. Bases 1 to 2088 code for a protein of 695 amino acids. The transcript is spliced from 7 exons. Gene Ontology annotation, biological process: Golgi to plasma membrane transport. Gene Ontology annotation, cellular component: exomer complex. The record is from RefSeq and is a predicted model, not a curated record.